Messenger RNA from Argiope bruennichi, 4177 nucleotides. RefSeq names its product sialin-like. Gene Ontology annotation, molecular function: transmembrane transporter activity. Lineage: Eukaryota; Metazoa; Arthropoda; Arachnida; Araneae; Araneidae. The coding region runs from base 180 to 1856 and encodes 558 amino acids. The record is from RefSeq and is a predicted model, not a curated record. The transcript is spliced from 10 exons. Gene Ontology annotation, biological process: transmembrane transport; monoatomic anion transport.
UUGACUAGCAGCUGGAAAUUUGACUAGAUAGACAAUACACUGGUGGGAUAAUGUUUCCGGAACAGACAAACAAAGUUUAUCUUUAAAGAGAAGAAUAUCAAUAGAAGAGAUUGCUUCGAGCCUUUGGGACAAGCCAAAAAAAAUUUGUGUUUUCAUAUCAGAUAAAUUAAUUAUACAAGAUGAGUUUUUCUGAGAGAAAAGGUUCGAUUUUUACAUUACCAGCCACCCUUGUUGAAAAAAGCAGGACUCAAUCUUUCGAUGAAGCUCAAGAUUAUUUAACCCAAAAGAAAGCUAGCACACCAAAUGUUGUCGUCAAAAAUAAAAAAAAACGAUUAAUACCUACUCGUUACAUAAUUACUAUGCUGGGGUUCAGUAGUUUCCUCAUCAUGACGGCUCAGAGGUUGAACCUCAGCAUGGGUAUUGUUGCCAUGGUGAACCAAACAGCUCUGCAGGAGAUGUCAAUGGGAACGUAUAAACCUUCAGAAUGUCCGGCAAGAUUCAAGAUGCAUUCGAAUGACUCCACAGGAAAACAUCACCAAGAAGGCAAUUUGGUAUGGGACACAGUGACUCAAAACAAUAUUGUCAGUGCCAGUUUCUUAGGGUUGGUUCUAACUCAAACUCCAGGAGGGCGGAUGUCCGAAACUCUGGGUGGCAGGCAAGUGCUGGUCUUCAGCUUGGUGUUAGCUUCUUUAUGUAAUCUGUUCUCACCAAUAGCAACAGAUUGGGGACCUUAUGUUCUUAUGGCUACACAGUUCAUCAAAGGAUUGGCUCAAGGUUUGAUCAUUCCAGCUGUCAGCAGCCUAAUGGCGAAAUGGUUUCCAACACCAGAGAAAGGUCUUUUAUCAUCUAUCACAAUGUGUGGAUUUCCCGGCGGAGCUGUGGUUGGUGGCUUAUUGAUUGGAAUCUUAUGCAACAGCGAAUUUUUAGGAGGAUGGCCUCUGGUGUUUUAUGCCUUUGGCUUGAUGGGUCUGGUCCUUGCAUUCUUUGUCUACCAGUUCGGAUUUAACACUCCAGACGAAGAUAGCUGCAUUACAGAGAGUGAAUACAAAUAUAUUAUGAGCAAUCUUGACAGUCUAGACACAGAAAUGAAAUACAAAACUCCCUGGAAAGCAAUUGCAACUUCUGUUUCAACCUGGGCUGGAAUAAUUGGCAUGUUUGGUCAGUAUUGGAUCACUUACUUCUACCUGUCGGUUCAGCCUAAUUAUCUGGGAAAUGCUCUUCAUUUCAGUCAUAUGGAGAGUGGAUAUGUCAAUUCGUUGCCCUAUAUUGCUCAAAUUGUGGUUACAUGGGCUUCAAGUUAUUUCAGUGAUUAUGUAGCAAAUAAAGGCUAUUCCAGCACAGAUAUUAUGAGGAAAAUUUGCAAUUCAUUAAGUUGUAUUGGCUUCUCUUGUGCUGUAAUAGGAAUUACAUAUUCUGGUUGUGAUAAAACACUGAAUAUCACUUAUUUGGUCACUGGCAUGAUUUUUGCAGGAUUUGGAUAUCCUGCAAGUCAGAUUGCUCCUUUAGACAUGACAAUAAAUUUCGCAGGUACUCUUAUGGGAAUUAUAAGCACCUUAGCUAGUACAUCUGGAUUCAUCACUCCUUUAGUUGUUGGAUCGCUAACUAGUACAGAGCAAAGUUUGUCUCAAUGGAAUAUGGUGAUGUACAUUUCGGCUGGAAUCGUAUUCUCUAGCGGAAUAAUAUUUGCUUUGUUCGGCUCAGCAAAGAUUCAAGAGUGGGACAAAAUUACACCGAACGCAGACUUGGAAGGUGAAGAGAACGAAGCCUUCGAUGAAAAACCUGGGGAAAGUUGUAGCACAAAACCCCAUGAAUCAAAUGGUACAGAUAUGUCAUAUGUUGUGAUAGAUAGAUUAUAGUAGAAAAACAUUUCAAGUAAUGUCAGUGCAUCAUCUACUUCAGUGGAAAUAUCCACACAAAAUGCUAUCAGUUAUUAUCUCAAAUUCAUCAUAAAAAGGAUGCGGUAAUCAUCAGGUUGCAUAGAAUAUUAUCAUUUGAAAGAAUCAGUAUUGCUACUGCUUGUUUUUGAUUAACUCAACAAAUUUUAUCUGUUGAAAAUUAUUGAGUUUGCUCAAAGAUUUUAAUUUCAGAACAAAGAUAUUUAAGAAAGCAAAAUAUCCUCAUGAAAAUAGUCACCAAUAUUGCUAAGAUAUUUCUCAUAUUAGAGGAUUCAAUAUUGCAAUUUCUGAUUUCUUGGUGGCGUUUUGAAUUUUCUCAUAUCAGAGGAUAAAAUAUUGCAAAUCAUGAUUUAUUUGUGGUAUCACGAGUUGAUCAUUAAUUGAUGGUGAUUAUCAAUGAAAGAUGGAAAUUUUAGAUGAACCUGCUUAAUAGCUUAAAUUUUAGAAGAAGUUGCGGCUAUUUAAGAAAAAAAAUAAAAUCUUCAUGAAAAUGAAUCUUUAAUUGCUAAUAUUGUCCAGAUAUUUCUCUUAUUAGAGGAUUUAAAAUUGCAACUUCUGAUUUCUUGGUGGCAUCUCAAGUUGAUGAUUAUUUGAUGGUGAUUAUCAAAGUUCAGUGAGAAAUGGAAAUUUUAGAAGAAGCCAUUUAACAAAAACGAAAUUCCAUAUAAUGGUUCUUUAAUCUUAAAGAUAGUACUAACUCUUUGGAAGAUACAUUAUUACCACUUAUAAUUUUACCUUUGACUUCUCAAUCUUUUUUUUUCACCACCGUUCAUAUAGAAAAACAUAAUUUUAAAGUAAAAAUAUUUUUUAAAGUAUAUUAUCAAUAUAAGCAUAGUCCUUAAUGAUAUACUGGCAGAUAAAAGAUACAACAUUCACCCUUUCUUUUCAAAUAUCUUCUAAAGGUAUUGGUAGAAUCUCAAUCAGAACAAAUAUGGAGCCAGUUAUAAAUUUAGUAUCAUAAAUGCACAACAAGAAUGUCAGUUUCAGAGACGCCUAGCUCAACAGCUUUCAGAGACAUCUAGAUCUUCAAGUACGAAAAGGAUUUUUGAAAUAGAUAUAAAAUAUACCAUACCAAAUUUUAAGAGUAUGUGACUUGCUCUUUGAGAAGCCUAUAUAAUAUAUAGGAAAGAUCAUAUACAAUUAGCAUUAUACUGGUGUGAAUUAAAUAUGUGAUAGCAUUUGGAAACGUAAAGAUUUCUCGUUGGCUAGAGAAGCAUGUCGAAACUUUUAUUUGAUGCAACCGAUGUAUGCAUUUAUUCUAUGCAGAACAAAUGUUGGACGAAUUAUUAUGAAAUCUAUCAGAGCUUACUGACAAAUGCAAUUUGCCAAUAAACUGUGUUGUGUAAAAUGCUUAAAAAAAUAGCAUCGAUAUAUUUUUAGUAAUUAUAUCUAUUUGAAAUGGGAACAAUUUUCCAAUAAUUCCAAAUGAUCAAGAGGUACCAUGACAAAGAAGAAAUGUGCCAUCUUUUUAAUCAAUGCUGCCUUGUAGUAGCUUUGGAUUUUGGAGGUGGAAGUAUGAUUAGUAAGUACAAAUAUAUGCGACCAAAUUGCCUUUUUGGAACAUCUCCAAAAAAGUUGGUGGUCAUCUAUAUAUUUUGAUUGGAGGAAAACUAGGAAAAUGCUCCACAACCAAUCGUUGCAUGCAUCAGUUUAUGAAUAAUGUUGUUAAGAUCAUUAAGGGACGUAAUGUCAAUAAUUCAUGAUAUAUAUGAGGAUCAAUAAUUCAUGAUUCUCAGAUAUAUCAUGAAUCAUCCCAUUAGGCACCGAGAAUUGAGCAUGAGCAUGAAAUCACAACAACAUGAAAUAGGUGCCUUUUUUCUAUCUAUGAAGAAGAAUUAAGUGUACAAAAAAACGGGGAAGAUUAUUCUUUCAAGAAUUUGGAUAAUGCUAACAAUAAUAGUAAGAGAACGAAAUUAUCUGUUGCAAUCGUAUUUUCAAAUGAAGUUGAUUUUUUACUUUUGAUUUACUUUGACUGUUAAAUGCAUUCAGAAAAAAUUGUUUUGUUCAGGAAAUUGUUUUUUCAAUAACUGGAAUUCACAAGGAACAGCUUGUGUUUAGUGACUGAGAUAUAAAAGAAACAGAUUGUUUUCUGUAAAUGAAUAAUAAAAGGCAACGUUUGUUCUCUUCAUAUUUUUCAAGAUUGAAAAAAUAGUAAUGUACAGAGAAAUGGACCAACAGUAAUGAAAUCUAUGGUGUAAAUAAUCAUCGUAAUAUAUAUUGUUUUAUUUGUGAUGGAAUUCUGCAUGAUUUUUAUUCAUUCAUCAUUUGAAGCUCAUGAAUUU